Heterotrigona itama is the source of this 2301-nucleotide messenger RNA. The record is from the annotation of a GenBank genome assembly. NCBI's taxonomy places the organism in Eukaryota, Metazoa, Arthropoda, Insecta, Hymenoptera, Apidae.
CUAAUGCUAAAAUAUUUUAAUUUGUCGGGAGAAGACGAUACUUUACAUCGAUAUGUGUAACAUCACCAAUCCGUAACAGCAUUGCCUAAGUGUGAUCGAUGAAAGCCGGCAAGAAAGUCUAUUGUAAUUCGUGAAUGGUCGCGACCCGACUGUAUUUAUACAUGUGCAGGUAUGGCCGUGGUCUUAGUCGGUGCGGGCCUGUCCAUCCUGGAAGAAAUUAGUUUUCUCCAGUGCAGAUACUCUGAUUACAUAUCGAACGAACCUGCAGAGAUUUUAACUAUUUUAACUAUAGCGUAGGAAACAUUUGAUCGGUGUAGUGCUAAGUGCAAUUGGAUUACUAACAUGAAGUUCCUUCUAAUAUUGUGUUUACUAGUUACGAGCUUGCUGUAUGUCACAGCGGAAACUGAAACCGAGGAAGCUGAAGAGAAACCGGAAAUUACGAAGUUAGAAGUAGUAGACCUCGGCGAGGGGGAAAGCGAUGUCGAUGGCAAGGAAUCGGAAGUUCAGAAAAAAAGAGAUUCAGGGUAUCCUUAUAGGAGACCAAACAAUUUCGCGUUAGCUUCGAGAGCUCGUUUGCAAAUUGGACAACCCGGCCACAGAGGGCGUAUCGUUAAUAGACAUCCCGCACAAAUAAAUCGACCUAUUACCAAAUACGGGCCACCGGGUUAUCAGAAUUCAUCUCCAAUGAGACCUGUAUCACACAAUCAACAGCACCGAGAUAAAUUGCAAUUCCACGGUCAUUUCAACCAACAACAUUCGAACAACUUUGAUGGUCGUCCGAGUGGUUUGCUCGAACAGGAAGUUCCAAGUCCAAUUAGACAGGUCGAUUUCAUCGAACCGAAUCCAAUAUCCACUCAAAACGAUGAACCAUUUGCAACUCAUUCGGCCAAUUACUUACCACCACAAAAUCAAAGGUUACCUGGUUAUUCCGCGUCGCAAACUUUUUCCCCGGCUCAGGCAGCACAGAAACCCGAAAGUGACAACCAAGGUCAAUCGGCGAACUUCCAGAGCCAGAACAUCGCACUGCCGCAGGCGCAAUUGUCGGACGCGGCGCUUUUCCUCGCGGAAAAUGCGCAAGCCAUACAACAACUUUAUGGUGCUCCUCCAAAUGAGCAAGACUUCGCACCACAUGCCGAUCAAUUCUUAGGCCACAAUAGCCAAGUUCAAAAUCCGAACGGCCAGUUCCAAAAUUUCGAGACUAGCUCGCAAAGCACGCAAAGUUUUCCAGGACCUCUACCGUCGUACGCAUCUGGAACGCUUAGCGCCCGAGAAACUCUAGAACAAAUACAGUCCCUCGAGAAGGAUCGAUUGAUCGCUCAAUUGCAGCGAGCACUCGCUACGCAGGCCCAAAGUGCAGACGCAGCAGGAAGGUACGCACAAAAUCAGCAGAGCUUCGUACAGAAUCAAGAUCUUCUGGCUUCCCUCGGACAGCGAAUGAAGAUUCACGGUUUAAAUACGCAACAGAAUACCGUACUCUUGGGCUCUGGAAAUACAGCUUUCAAUCAAUCACCUUUUUUGCCAGGGACAACAAUCAGUCCGGGAUUUCCGCUUAACUAUGGACUGUCGACAACUAUUCAGCCUCCAACCACUACUACAACAGCGACAACCACAACCGCGCAACCCCCUCAGGCUGCUAAAGGCGAUGGAACCUCACAGCUUGGUUCUUCCGUUCCUGCGCCACCCCAAUCAUCACCCGGGCCAGGAGUUCCCGUUUACGGUGGAUUCGUUCCCACUUUAAUUGCCGGUACAGCUUUCGCAUCGAGCGUACCAACCUACGGUCCUGCCUUUUUGGCACCCGGCGCUGUCGCAUCCGUUCAACCGAGUUCCUUUCCUACACACUUUGGACUACCGAUUCCUGCAGAUCACGGUCAGAAGCCUACUUCCGAAACGAAACCAUCCACAGCCUCUACGACACCGUCAAUUCCCUCGAUAAAUCGACCCGCUGCUCCCUCGUCUCCACCAGUUAAUACCGUGCCAUUUCCCGUGCAUCCUGUUGCAACUCCACUUCAUCCACUUCAUCCAGUAGUGACGCCUCUUCAUCCAGUGACUUCUUUGCAACCAGUGGUCCCUUCAACGCCAACUCACGUGCAUCCCGUACAAACUCCAUCAACGACACAUCCGACCUACGGAUUGCAAACUGCGGUAAUCAAUCCGCUUUUAUAUAAGCCGAUCAAACCGGUAUAUCCAUUCUAUUAUUACCCGAAUGUCGCAUAUCAGGUACCUAAGCCAGCGUUGCCGACUUAUCCGUGGAGCUACGCGCCAACCUAUGCUCAAGCGAAACCGACCCAAAUAUGGAAAUGA